This is a messenger RNA of Sorghum bicolor (sorghum), 1455 nucleotides long. Its product is annotated as probable serine acetyltransferase 5. Bases 152 to 1117 code for a protein of 321 amino acids. Lineage: Eukaryota; Viridiplantae; Streptophyta; Magnoliopsida; Poales; Poaceae. The record is from RefSeq and is a predicted model, not a curated record. The transcript has a single exon. Gene Ontology annotation, cellular component: cytosol; cytoplasm. Gene Ontology annotation, molecular function: L-serine O-acetyltransferase activity.
CACGCGCCACCUGUCCUGUGCAGCCGUGCUCGGCGGCAUAUAUCCCCUCGCCCCUGCGCCGGGGCCGCAGCUCGCAAGUGGCUCGCGUUCCUCGCCUCGCUCCGCCCAAUCCGUCACGGUCCCGCCACCUAAUCCCUCCGCGCGCCUCGCGAUGCCGGCCGGCCAGCCGCACGCGCACGAGGCCGCCGCUGGCGGCGGCGGCGCCUCGAACCACUCCAACCACCACCUGCCAGUCCACUCGCCACCGCCGCUCCCCGCGGAGGUGGUGCCGGCGUACCCGCCCCCGGAGUCGGAGGACGACGAGACCUGGGUGUGGACCCAGAUCAAGGCGGAGGCCCGGCGCGACGCGGACGCGGAGCCGGCGCUCGCCUCCUUCCUCUACGCCACCGUGCUGUCCCACCCGUCGCUGCCCCGUUCACUCUCCUUCCACCUCGCCAACAAGCUCUGCUCCUCCACGCUGCUCUCCACGCUCCUCUACGACCUCUUCCUCGCCACGCUCACCGCGCACCCGUCCCUCCGCGCCGCCGUCGUCGCCGACCUACUCGCCGCCCGCUCCCGCGACCCCGCCUGCGUCGGCUUCUCCCACUGCCUCCUCAACUACAAGGGCUUCCUCGCCAUCCAGGCCCACCGCGUCGCGCACGUGCUCUGGGCGCAGCACCGCCGGCCCCUUGCGCUCGCGCUCCAGUCCCGCGUCGCUGACGUCUUCGCUGUCGACAUCCACCCCGCCGCCGUCGUCGGGAAGGGAAUCCUCCUCGACCACGCCACCGGCGUCGUCAUCGGUGAGACGGCCGUCGUCGGCGACAACGUCUCCAUCCUCCACCACGUCACCUUGGGUGGGACUGGGAAGGCGGUGGGCGACCGGCACCCCAAGAUUGGGGAUGGCGUGCUGAUUGGAGCAGGGGCCACGAUCCUUGGGAACGUGAAAAUUGGUGCCGGGGCUAAGAUUGGGGCCGGAUCCGUGGUGCUGAUUGAUGUGCCGGCGAGGAGCACGGCGGUUGGGAACCCUGCCAGGCUGAUUGGUGGGAAGAAGGCCGAGGGCGAGAAUGAUGAGGACAUGCCGGGGGAGUCCAUGGAUCAUACGUCCUUCAUACGUCAAUGGUCGGACUACACCAUUUGAGAGCAAUUUUCCAAGGUCGAUUACUCUUCUUCUGUAUCGCUAGUAAUGGUGAUGUACCAAAUAGUGACGUGCCCUUCUUUGUUGUGUGCUAUGGUUUGUCUGCGAUGAACUGUAUUUUAGAAGCCUAGUGUUUAUGAUCAAUCAUUUUGUUAGCUAAGUGUGCCAUGCUUGGAUACUGGUACAUUAUCACUGAUGAAUAAAUCUGUAUAUCCAUAGGGGAGUUGGUUGGAAUUUGUCACAUUCCUUAUGAAUCAAACUCCAAGGUCAGAGUUAAGUGUGUAAAGCGAUAUCUUAUCUGAUGCAGCUUAUGUUAUUCGAUAUUAUGCUAAUUAGUCUGA